AUGAAAUAAAAUGAAAGAAUGUUGUUUUCAUCAAGGGUGAUGUAUUCAUUCAUUGCGAAGAUUUCUCCAAUAAAGGAAUAAAUUAGGAAAUAAAGACAUUUAUUAAUUGGAUAAAGUCUAUUCCUUUUAAGUAUAAAAUUGUAAUAGCAGGCAAUCAUGAUAGACAGAAAAAUACUUAAGGCUUCUUAAGGCCAGGUAUCACAAUAAUUAAGAUAAUAAUCAUUAAGAAUUAUAGAAAGAACUCAAAGAUAAUUGUAUUUACUUAGAAAAUUCUUCUCUUAUACAAAAUAUAGGGAAGUCCAUAUUCACCUACAAUAAGGUGCAAUCCAUGGGCUUUUUAAGUAAAGCUGAAAAUAUUUUGGAAGUAAAUCGAGGAAAGAUCUGAUAAAGUUCUUACACAUGGAGCUCUUUUAAGUCAUGGUUCCUAUGAUCAUAAUUAUCCUCCCACAAAAAGAGAAUGUGGAGAUCUUGCUUUGGCUAACAAAAUAAAAGAAAUUAAACCUCUUUAUCAUAUUUUUGGACAUGUACAUGAAGGUUAUGGAAUGACGGAAGAAAAUAUAAUUUAAUACUUGAGUUGUGAAAAUUUAUUGUUAAAAUAAUAAUAUUCAAAUUUUCAUUCGAAUUUUAAUUCAAAUAUUUCAUUAUCUACAAUCUUUGAUGCUUUGUCUCUUGGGUUGAGUACUUUAGGUGUUCUGAAAAUUAUCCCUCUUUAUAACAUACAAUUAGAAUAUUGCAGUAUUAUCUUUUCUAUUUGCUCUAUCAUAUUUUGUAUCAUCUAAUAAUUUUAUAUAUAGUGGACUUAGUAUAAAUAAUCAAGCUGUUAUUAACUUAAAAAAUUAUUUAAAUUAUCCAAAAAAAAUAUCAAUAUAUCAUUAUUAAGUUCAUCUCAUAUUGAUAGAUCUCAGAGUAUAUUUUCAACUAUUUUUAAAACAUCUAAAUAUGCAUUCUCGGUUUUGGUUAAGAAAUUUAAAAUUAAUAGAAAAUGUUAUGAAGAAAUCUUAAAAUUUAAGAGAAAUCCUAAGAUUCUAACUUAUAUAGCAAAACAUAAGUUUAAUUAUUUUUUUGCUUCAAUAGAUGCAAUAUUCAUAGUUGUUUUUUAGGGUCUAUUUUUUCUUCACAAUAGGAUAACUUUCAUUAUUUUCUGA
Paramecium sonneborni is the source of this 1145-nucleotide messenger RNA. The record is from the annotation of a GenBank genome assembly. Lineage: Eukaryota; Ciliophora; Oligohymenophorea; Peniculida; Parameciidae.